Molecule: messenger RNA, 2305 nt
Organism: Arabidopsis thaliana (thale cress)
Lineage: Eukaryota; Viridiplantae; Streptophyta; Magnoliopsida; Brassicales; Brassicaceae
Gene: TLL1
Product: triacylglycerol lipase-like 1
Exons: 6
Coding region: 30-1544 (504 amino acids)
Biological process (GO): lipid metabolic process
Molecular function (GO): triacylglycerol lipase activity
Source: RefSeq, marked reviewed
UAUAAAUACGUAGCCACUCUCUAGGUUGCAUGACUCACAAAUCAACCAUUUCUCCUUUCUUCUUAUUUCUGAGCAAAGUUUUUUCUUCCUUUCAUAUUGUGAGGAUGUCCAAAACCAAUAUGAAAUUUUGCAAUAGUUAUUUUCUGGUCGAUCCGACCAAAGCAAGUUUUCUUGAUCUCCUUUUGCUUUUGUUUUCCUCCAACCUGACCAGUGCAAGAUUCAUCGAUUCUCCUCCGGAUACGCUUAAAGGCUUCCGGAGAAGUUUCGCGAGUCGAUGGAUCCUUGCGUUGGCCAUCUUCCUUCAAAAAGUAUUAAUGCUCUUAAGUAAACCUUUUGCAUUCAUUGGUCAAAAGCUCACAUAUUGGCUCAACCUUCUUACGGCAAAUGGAGGCUUCUUCAACUUGAUACUUAACCUUAUGUCAGGAAAGCUGGUCAAGCCUGACAAAUCUUCGGCGACGUAUACUUCUUUUAUAGGAUGCUCAGAUCGACGAAUAGAGCUUGACGAGAAGAUAAAUGUUGGUAGCAUCGAAUACAAAUCGAUGUUGUCAAUAAUGGCUUCUAAGAUCUCUUAUGAGAGCAAACCUUACAUCACUUCCGUCGUCAAAAACACUUGGAAGAUGGACUUGGUGGGUAACUACGACUUUUACAACGCUUUCCAAGAAAGUAAAUUGACGCAAGCCUUCGUGUUCAAGACUUCGAGCACCAAUCCAGACCUCAUCGUCGUUAGCUUCAGAGGAACCGAACCUUUCGAGGCUGCCGAUUGGUGCACUGAUCUCGACCUCUCUUGGUACGAGAUGAAGAACGUUGGCAAAGUCCACGCCGGGUUCUCAAGAGCUUUAGGUCUCCAAAAAGAUGGAUGGCCCAAGGAAAAUAUUAGUCUACUACACCAAUAUGCUUACUACACCAUCAGACAGAUGCUUAGAGACAAGCUUGGCAGAAACAAGAACCUUAAAUAUAUUCUAACAGGUCACAGCCUUGGCGGAGCACUAGCUGCUCUUUUCCCGGCGAUUCUGGCCAUUCACGGUGAGGAUGAGCUGCUAGAUAAGCUAGAGGGAAUCUAUACGUUUGGACAGCCACGUGUAGGAGAUGAGGACUUUGGUGAGUUUAUGAAGGGUGUGGUGAAAAAGCAUGGAAUAGAGUAUGAGAGAUUCGUCUAUAACAAUGAUGUUGUGCCUAGAGUGCCCUUUGAUGACAAGUACUUAUUCUCAUACAAGCACUAUGGACCUUGCAAUUCCUUCAACAGUCUCUACAAAGGAAAGGUAAGAGAAGAUGCACCAAAUGCGAACUACUUCAACUUGUUGUGGUUAAUACCGCAGCUGUUGACUGGUUUGUGGGAGUUUAUAAGGAGUUUCAUAUUACAGUUUUGGAAAGGCGACGAGUACAAAGAGAAUUGGUUAAUGAGAUUUGUUAGGGUUGUGGGAAUAGUGUUCCCUGGUGGCUCUAACCAUUUCCCAUUUGAUUACGUCAACUCUACUCGCCUAGGAGGCUUGGUUCGACCUCCUCCUACUACUACUCCUGAGGAUAAACUUGCCCUCAUUGCUUGAACUCUCAUUAUUUAAUAAUCAUAUCCACUUUAUCUGCCCUAAUGACGGUUAAAUAAUUGCACUUGAGCUUUAAUGUAUUCUCUGUGUUAUGUGUUUUUGUAUGUGAGUUUUUAUGUUGGUAACAAUAUCUACCUUUUCUUAUCUUCUGAGUUAACCAGCUACAAAAUAUUCCUCCUGGCUUAUAUACACUAUAUAUCUCCAUUUUUGUUUCCUACGUACAUUGUAGAAGAAGGUCAUGUCAUGGUCUUCUUGAUAUUCUUUUCUUUGUUGGAUGCCUAUUUUAAGUGGUAGAUCUUUCGAUCAACAUUUAAUGAAUAUAUGCGAUGCCUCUUUUUCUCGUUUUCUUUGUUUGGGCCAAAAAAUGUGAUGCCUCUUUAAGUGGUGGGUCUUUUAUUGACAUGAUGCCUAAUGUAGAUAGGUCCGGCGUUAAUAUGAAGUCUGUCUAAUUGUGGAAUCAUUCUAUAUAAUUAGAAAUGUUUUUCUUUUCCCUUAAAUGAUCACAUCAUCAGGAAAAAAAUCCUAAUCGAAACUAAAAUGAAAUGACUCAAUUAACUUUAGAUUUUGGACUUGUUUUAUAUAAGGUAUGUAGAAGCUGCAUGUAGCAUUGUAGUAUUUUACUGCUUCAAAUUCAAUUAUUUAUGAUGUACAGACCACUUUUUAAAAUCACAGCUCAAAAACAUAUAUUUUAUUCUUCGAUUUAUACAUCCUAAUUUCCAUCAUAAUAAGUCUCUGCGAUUUUUUUUUAUUUUUUUUUAUUUUUU